AUUCAAUUUAAAGGCCACAAUGGGAGGUAGAAUACAUGGGUUUUUAGGUGGUGUCUUAUUGACUUCUGCUUUCACCUAUUAUACUGGACAAUAUUUUCAAAAAAAUCAACAAGUUAUAUCUCACCAUUUGAAAACUUCCAAUAACAUUAUCAAUAAUAGAAUUUUGUCUGACAAAGAUAUUUCCACAGAGAUUGUGCCGGUAGACAGUCGUAUAAACUAUACAUCUCGUCCUAACAUUGCCGAAACAUCAAAAGAUAUUUGGAACGAUGAGAUCAUCAAGAUGGUUAACUGGAUAUAUAGUAUCAAUUGGUACCAAUGGAUGAUUGAUGCCGAUAAAACUGUCCACAAUUUAAAGGAUAAGGUUUCUACAGCAGAAAAGAAAUAGACGUCUUUAUGUAAUUUAAUAUAAUGAAUUAUUCG
This is a messenger RNA of Hyphopichia burtonii NRRL Y-1933, 420 nucleotides long. RefSeq lists its product as uncharacterized. The coding region runs from base 20 to 385 and encodes 121 amino acids. NCBI's taxonomy places the organism in Eukaryota, Fungi, Ascomycota, Pichiomycetes, Serinales, Debaryomycetaceae. Gene Ontology annotation, cellular component: mitochondrial crista junction; MICOS complex. The transcript has a single exon. The record is from RefSeq and is a predicted model, not a curated record. Gene Ontology annotation, biological process: cristae formation.